GCUGGUUUUCUUCAAAUGUCAACCACAAUAAUUAUUCCAUUCAGUUCCUUAGAUCUUUUUGCUUCAUAUAUAAGGCCCGAUCAUCCUCACAGUCAGUAUCAGUUUCAGUUUCGAAAAGAUCUUAACAAAAGCACCAUGUUCAAAUUCGUCGUACUCGCUGUCCUCGUUGGCUUAGCUGCCGCCCAACGUCCAACCCAAUACAGCAGCCCCGAAGCUGCCGCCGAAGUCCGCAGCUUCAGCAGUGAUGUCAGCCCCGAUGGUUCAUACCGUUACUCCUUCGAAACCUCAAACGGAAUUGCUGCCCAAGAACAAGGUGUAGGUGGUGUCCAAGCUGCCGGAGCCGCUUCCCACACUUCCCCUGAAGGUGUCCCAAUUGCCCUUACCUACACUGCUGACGAAAACGGAUUCCACCCAGAAGGUGCUCAUCUUCCAGUCCCACCACCAGUCCCAGAAUACGUUGGACGUGCUUUGGCCUGGAUCGCCGCUCACCCACAAAAGGAAGAAUACGUUGCCAAACCCCUUCGUUUCUAAGUGAACUGAAUUCUGUACCUUUUAAUGUUGUUAAAUAAACUGCUGUAAUAUAUCACUAAAAAAAUA
Molecule: messenger RNA, 597 nt
Organism: Hermetia illucens (black soldier fly)
Lineage: Eukaryota; Metazoa; Arthropoda; Insecta; Diptera; Stratiomyidae
Product: pupal cuticle protein Edg-78E-like
Exons: 3
Coding region: 16-531 (171 amino acids)
Cellular component (GO): chitin-based extracellular matrix
Molecular function (GO): structural constituent of chitin-based larval cuticle
Source: RefSeq, a predicted model, not a curated record